CCGAUGAACAGUUUUGCAAUGUGAUGUGUAUGUUAACUAUGGAUACUAUCGUUAUGUCUACAAACAACUAAAUCAAUCGGCCAGUCUGCAACCAUCAAUUCACUUACACUAAGAUCGUGGUCGUGUUUGAAACAACUCCAUUACCAACGGACAUGGAGAAACAAAAGAAAAACAGGAGAGUUCUGCUGACACAGUUGGACGAUGACGACAACGAAUCAACAACCUCAGCUAACGGGCUCGCCAGAUCCGCACAGAACGAAGUGAUAACAACUAAAGCUGAAGACUCCACCAAAAACGUCAAAUUUAAAAAUAGCUCACCAAAACCAAGAAUUGAAGCUGAAGCCGAGGUAGCUGGGUCAGCAGGUGACGAAUCUGUGUCCACCUUACAUGUCGCACGAGGCCGCACUGACAGUGUGUCAGAUGACAGCGGGGACGAGAUUGUCGACGAUUCGGAUUACGAUACGGACUUAGAUAUUGAUGGAAACAAGUGGGUUUAUCCUGAAAGAUAUGACCAUGACCUAACAGGCAAACGAAGAUAUUUGAAUGAGUGUAAAAAACUUGGUGUCCACCCAAUCAGCUACUUCCUGGACCACAUGCAGGACCAGAGGCUCAAGCUCAAGAAUCAUGGGAUAGGUCCGCAGGCUAUGAUAGCUUUAACAGCGCCGCUACAGGUAAAUACAACAAUAGAGCAUCUAGACCUGGAGGGUAACGGCAUCCGGGGAGAGGGAACAAUACACUUGUGCCGUGUCUUGAGAGAAAACGUUUUCAUCACAGAACUGAAUAUAUCUGAAAACGGCAUAGAAAACGAAGGAGCUGAAGCUGUAUGCCAACUUUUAAUGUAUAACAAAACGAUAGAGAAACUGAAUUUAGCUGGUAACGGCAUAUCUGAUGGAGCUGCCCAGAACUUCUAUACACUGCUAACUAAGCGAAAUUCGACUCUGCGAUAUUUGAACUUGAGUCACAACCAAUUUGAAGAUGAAGGUGCGAGGUGGUUCAAGGACGCACUGAUGGAGAACGAGGUACUCGAGCACUUGGACCUGAGUUGGAAUCAUUUCCAGAAGAGAGGGUGUGUCCUGCUGGCCGAGGGACUCAAGGAAAACGUUGGCCUGAAAGAGUUUUCCAUAUCAAUGAACGGCUUGGAACUGGAGGGCGGCAAGGCGCUGGGUGAAGCUAUCAAAUCCAAUAGAACUCUUCUGCGUCUGUAUGCAGCCAACUGUCGCUUGUCGCCCACGUCUGCCGUGUACCUGGCUAACGGUCUGAUGUCCAAUGACAACCUCAACAUGCUGGAUGUCUCCGAGAACUGUAUCAUAGCAGAUGGCGCCUGGGCCAUGUUGAGUGGUAUAGAGAAAAAUGAAGCUUCAAACCUAAUGCUCCUCAAUCUGGGGAGCACUCACGUGGAGGUGAGGUUCAAGAAACUACAAGAAAAGCUCCGUGAGCUAAAGGGUCUGGAGGUCAUACACGGAGGGGUGCUGUACGAUUACAAGAUUGAGGCUGUAACACUCACACCGUUGGAGCUCUUUAAGAGAGAUCCCUACACCAAACUGAGAGACUGGGUUGGAAAAUCUGGCUAUCGCCUGGUUGACAUGCUGCGGCGGUUUGACAAAAACCAAAAUAUGACCAUCUCUAUUGAAGAGUUCUGGAACGGCAUCAUGUCGUGCAAUAUACCCAUCACUGAGCGACAGUUUGAACUACUCAUUGAGAGGAUGGACAGAGACGGAAACGGAGAAAUAGAUUUCAGUGAACUGCUGGAAGAAGACAGGGAACACACUCUAGCACUGAGGGAGGUCAACAGGUGGAUUGAGACUGAAAAGCAAAACGAAGUCAAGCAAAUCAAAGAAAAAAUAUUCCAAGCUUUAAAAUAACCUUUCAGUCUUCAUCAGUAGAAAUCAUUGCCUUACAUCUUUUAUGUUUAUAGAAAACCUUACUGGAAAAAAAAUUUGGAUUUGUUUUAUAAACCCUGGGCUUGAUUAGAAGAUUAUAAUUAUCUUAUAUAAAAGUCAAAAAAGAUCAAAAUAAAAUGUAAACGGCCUAGAAAUUUUACAAUAAGUAGAUGUAUAGGGCCUACUAUAAAUGGUAUUCAACUUAAGGAAACAGCAGAACCUAUGAAUGAACAUUUGUUUGAGACACCACCAAUGAAACAAACAUGAAACUUUUAUAAACUGAGUUUAUUUUAACAAAUCCAUGAGACAAUGUUGAAUUUUUUCAUGUGGAACCAUUUAACCAAAUUUAUUUCAACUCUAAAUUUGCUCAAGAACAAGUGUAAUAAUUGCACUUUUAAAAAAACAAAAAAAACUAGCUCUUGCUUUUUAAUUCUUGCUGCAUGAAGAAUUGAACCACUGGUGUUAAAAUGUUUUCUCUCAGAUCACAGUAUCAGACAUUAAGCAAAAACAGAAUGCAAUAAAGACCUAUUGUUACAAAAAUCAGAUUACAAAAAGUUUUCAAAACAACAAUACUGCUUUUAUAGUUUAAUACUUUUCUAACUUACAUUAUUGUUUGACACAAAUUUUUAAAAAAGUAUUAUCUGUAUUUAAAAUGUUUACAUUUAAGAUUCAAAAUAUUUUUAUGAUUUUAACAUAAUAAAUAAAUUCAUUACAAUUUGUUGUUUUAUAUUUUUAGAACUCAUAAUCAAGAUUUAACUGUCUUGACUUACUGUAGGAAAAACUAUUCACAAAAUAAAAGAGAAAUAUGAAUGUACAUUAAACUAGAAAUGUUUUUACACAAUGGAGUCUGUAGACUAGUUUUUGUGUACACUUAGCAUUAACAAAAAAUAAGGCAAAUAUAUAAACUAUAUCUGAGGCCAUUCUGGAAACUAUCUAGUACUAAUAUUUGUUCAUUGUUCAUUUUUGAAAGAUCUACAUUACAAACUACAACAUUUUUGAAAAUGUCCAAAAGAUUUCAUUUUAAAUGUUGUACAUGGUUUGAAAAAAGUAAGGAGAAAAUCAGUUUUUGUAAUUUAUACAAAUAUUACACUGAAAGGUUCUUCAACAAAUUUACUAGCCGUUUCAUCAAAUGUACACAGAAAUGAACAUCGUUUUUAGAGUUUUUUAAAUCAAAUAACUGAUUUUAUAAAAAUCUAAAAGUAUCAAACAAAGAAUAUAUGUUUAAUAAUAUUUAA
Physella acuta is the source of this 3115-nucleotide messenger RNA. RefSeq names its product leucine-rich repeat-containing protein 74B. Gene Ontology annotation, molecular function: calcium ion binding; protein binding. The record is from RefSeq and is a predicted model, not a curated record. Lineage: Eukaryota; Metazoa; Mollusca; Gastropoda; Physidae.